Messenger RNA from Phyllotreta striolata, 1098 nucleotides. NCBI's taxonomy places the organism in Eukaryota, Metazoa, Arthropoda, Insecta, Coleoptera, Chrysomelidae. The record is from the annotation of a GenBank genome assembly.
AUGUUUGCAAAUUCUUACCAAAGCGGAUUUAUUUCAAUAUUUUAUAGCGUCGGUAGUAAUCCAUUAGCUCUUUGGGAUAAACAAGUUAAAAAUGGGCAUAUUAGAAGAAUUGUCGAUGACGAAGUUAAAUCAUUGGUUCUAGAUAUAUCCGGUAGCAAUGUAGCUACAACUUACAUAACAUGCCCCAUCAAGCCCAGGGCCUCUCUGGGGAUUAAACUACCUUUUUUCGUGAUGAUCAUAAAGAACAUGAAAAAAUAUUUCACCUUUGAAAUUCAAAUUCUUGAUGACAAAGAAAUGCACCGACGAUUUCGAGUAUCGAACUUCCAAUCCAGUACAAAAGUAAAGCCAUUUUGUACUACAAUGCCAAUCGGGUUGAGUUCUGGAUGGAAUCAAGUGCAAUUCAAUUUGGCCGAUUUUACUAAGAGAGCCUACGGUUCAACCUACGUGGAAACAAUGAGAGUGCAAGUCCACGCAAACGUUCGAAUCAGACGUCUGUACUUCACAGAUACAUUGUACACAGAUGAAGAGCUUCCCAAUGAAUUCAAGCUUUUCGGUCCCAUGUCUGCUCAGAAGAAGAAGGAAGCCGAAAAGAAACCAUCGAAAGAACAAGUUGUGAAAGAGGAAGCGAAACCACCAGAAGAAGUUCCACCGCCGCCAACCCCAGUCGAUACCGCCGUACCCGAGGAGGUUAAGAGCCGCGCUGAAGUCGAAAGCAAAGCAGGCGAAGAAGCGGAAGAGGCUACUGAAGAGCCAAUUGAAGGACGACCUUCUGAAGCUGGUGCUCCCAGUGUAGGAGCACCGAGUGAAGGUGCACCGAGUGAAGCGGGAGACGAGGGUGUUAGUGCAGAUGAAGAAGGUGGUGGAGGAGGCAUGGAAGAAGGCGCCGAGCUCAUUUCAGAAGGACCUGCAGAGGAUGAAAUGCCGGCACCCGAACCAACAUCCGAAACUGAAGGAGGAGUAACUGAAGAAGGCGGCGAAGCCACGGAGCCAACAGAGGAGCAAGCGGAAGGUGCGCCAACGCCCACGGAAGGUGGUGAAGAGGCCCUAACGGAUACCGAAGCAGAAGAAGAGGGCGCGGAAGCGCCACCGCCGGAAUAA